Molecule: messenger RNA, 1241 nt
Organism: Cajanus cajan (pigeon pea)
Lineage: Eukaryota; Viridiplantae; Streptophyta; Magnoliopsida; Fabales; Fabaceae
Source: RefSeq, a predicted model, not a curated record
ACACAGGAACGGACAACGAACCACCCUUGUUUAAUAAAUCUUAGCUCGUAAACAUUGCUCCAAAUCAAGACGGAAACAAACACCUGCAAUCCAAGCACAAGCCAACCUGCAGUAAUGGGUGCUAGAAGUUGGCACCUCGCGAUAUUCUCCUUGUGUCUUUUCUUUGGUUCAGGUCUAGGAACAGCCACAACCACAAUAUUAAGAAAUGACAAAAACCAGGAAAUCUUCUCAUCAUCGGAAUUGGGCACUCAAUUGGACGAUGUUCCCAUCGUCAACCCCACAACUCCAGACACAGGAAAUCCGUAUAUGGGAAACCCUACAACUCCUCAAUCACCUGACACAACUGGGCAAACCCCAACAACCCCAACUACAACACCCACAACACCAACCACAACACCCACAACUCCAACUACAACACCCACAACACCAACCACGACUACUCCUGCAUCAUCAGGUGGUCAAUGGUGUGUUGCUAGCCAAGGAGCUUCAGACACUGCUCUACAGGUUGCUCUUGACUAUGCUUGUGGGUAUGGAGGUGCAGACUGCUCAGCAAUACAAACUGGAGCAAGCUGUUAUAACCCCAACACUGUACGUGACCAUGCUUCCUAUGCAUUCAAUGACUACUACCAGAAGAAUCCAGUACCUACCAGCUGUGUAUUCGGAGGAACAGCAACACUUACAAGCAACGAUCCAAGUAGUGGGAAUUGCAAAUACGCAUCACCCAAGUCAACAAGCAUUAGUCCACCACCACCAACACCAACAUAUGUCAGCCCACCGAGUCCACCAACUCCAAUGACCCCGACAGGAGGAACUACAAUUCCUGGUGGUGGAACAACAGUCUACGGUGCAGAACCAACAGGAAGCCCCAAUGCAGCCACAUCUGCAUUUCAUUCCUUGCUGCUGUUGUUCACAUGUGGUCUGUUGGCUUCACUUCAACUAGCAAAUUAUAUCUAGAUGAUAAACAAGGUCCAGUCAUUCUUUAUGUGAUGCGCCGGAAUUCAAUCAGACUUCCAGCAGUUUUUUGCAAAAUUUCAGGGUCAGAGUCAACAAGUCUUGCAAUUAAAAUUACUUCUACCUUUCAUCUAUGUAUGGCUGUUAGUUGAUGAAGCCAAAAGGAUUUAUAGGUAGUAGGCAGUUUUUCUGCAGUAUUAGCUUCUCUUCCAUAGAAAAUCCUUGUAAUUAAUAUCAGCUAGCAUGCCAUUUUAUUUACUAAACAGAAUAAAAUACAUUUAAAGAACUUA